Messenger RNA from Auxenochlorella protothecoides, 1308 nucleotides. RefSeq names its product Histone deacetylase 1. NCBI's taxonomy places the organism in Eukaryota, Viridiplantae, Chlorophyta, Trebouxiophyceae, Chlorellales, Chlorellaceae. The record is from RefSeq and is a predicted model, not a curated record. Gene Ontology annotation, molecular function: histone deacetylase activity. The transcript has 6 exons. The coding region runs from base 1 to 1308 and encodes 435 amino acids.
AUGGUGAACGGGAAGGAAAAAAUUGCAUACUUCUACGACAGCGAUUACACAGGCUACUACUAUGGGGCUGACCACCCCAUGAAGCCUCAGCGCAUUGCCAUGACGCAUCAUCUCAUCCUUGGAUACGGUCUUCACGAGCAUAUGGAUGUCUACCGCCCACGUCGAGCCCAGCACGACGAGCUGACUGCCUUUCACAACAACGACUAUGUCGGAAUGCUGCAGACCACGACCCCCGAGGAGGCGCGCUCCGACCCUCGUGCGUUCCUCAAGUAUGGGAUCGAGCUGGAUUGCCCCAUCUUCCAUGGCCUCUUUGACUUCUGCAGGCUCUAUGCUGGGGCCUCCAUAGACGCUGCGAGGAAACUGGUGAACGGGGACGCCGACAUUGCCAUCAACUGGGCGGGCGGCCUGCACCACGCCAAGAAGGGCGAGGCGUCGGGCUUCUGCUACGUGAACGACUGCGUGCUGGGCAUCCUGGAGCUGCUGAAGGCCCACGCCCGCGUGCUGUAUGUGGACAUCGAUAUCCACCACGGCGACGGCGUGGAGGAGGCCUUUUACACCACCGACAGGCAGGGCAAGGGGCCCAGUGGGGUGAUGACCGUGAGCUUCCACCUGAAGCGGGAGGGCUUCUUCCCCGGCACGGGCGCGCUGGAGGACAAGGGGGAGCUGCUGGGCCGGGGCUACUCGCUAAACGUGCCGCUGGACGAGGGCAUCGACGACGAGCAGUACUUGGGCCUCUUCAGGCCCACCCUGGACGCCGUCAUGCGCAGCUUCCAGCCGGGUGCCAUCGUGCUGCAGUGCGGUGCCGACUCGGUGAAGGGCGACCGGCUGGGGCCAUGGAACCUGUCGCUGCAGGGGCACGCGGCAGCGGUGGCCCACGUCAAGGCCUACGGCGUGCCCAUGCUGGUGCUGGGCGGGGGCGGGUACAUCAAGACCACGGUGGCGCGGGCCUGGACGCUGGAGACGGCGGUGCUGACGGGGCAGAGCGUGGAGGACGCGCUGCCGGAGAACCCCUACCUCGAGUACUUUGGGCCCGACUUCCGGCUGGGCUGGGACCGGCCCAAGUACAACGUCAACUUCAACAAGCGCGCCGACCUGGACCGGCUGGGGCGGCGUGUGCAGGAGCACAUGCGCUCGCUGGCCGCCGCGCCGGGGGUGGGGCUGUCGGCGCACCCGCCGGAGGCCCUGCUCCCCGCCUGCGACCUGGAGGACCCAGAGGUGGUGCAUGCCCGGCUGGGGGAGUACACCAAGGCCCACUGCGGCCACUUCCUGUGGUGUGUGGAGGAGGGGUACGCCGGCCCGGGCGCCUGA